Molecule: messenger RNA, 1101 nt
Organism: Colletotrichum gloeosporioides
Lineage: Eukaryota; Fungi; Ascomycota; Sordariomycetes; Glomerellales; Glomerellaceae
Exons: 1
Coding region: 1-1101 (366 amino acids)
Biological process (GO): carbohydrate metabolic process
Source: RefSeq, a predicted model, not a curated record
AUGCUAUUCGCGAGGCUCCUCUCGUUUUCAGGACUGAAUCAUAUCCAGUCAGUCGUGCAACCUAGUUUUCUGAAGCAUGCUCUGCAGGCAGCCAAUGUUUUACAAACCAGGAACUACAACGCCAGUCUCGGCCUUUGGCCGGAUGAGAAUCAUUGGUGGCAAUCUGCUCGAUGUCUUACGGCUCUCAUCGAUAUCGCGGCGAUCGAUACGAGUUUCAAGUCGAAUGUCACGGCAAUUGUCGCGCAUACGUACGAAACGAACAAGAGUAAGGGCGGUGGAAACUUCACCAAUGACUACUACGACGACGGCGGCCGGUGGGCUCACGCGUUCAUCAAGGCCUCAGAUAUGACCAAGGGUACUGAACAUGUUAUGCCAGAGUACCUUGAGACGGCCAGAUUCAUAUUUGAUAACAUGACGGAUGCGUGGGGAACGAAGUGUGGCGGCGGCCUUCCAUGGAGGAGAAGCGAUCCUCAACCGUAUCUCGGGGCCAUUCAGAACGAGCUCUAUCUCAGCGUCGCAGCCCACCUCGCGAACCGUGCAACCUCGGCCAUGGAGAAGAGCAAGUAUCUGAAUGGGGCACACAAUGAGUGGUCCUGGUUCAAGAACAGCGGUAUGAUCAACUCCGAGGGAAUCGUCAAUAAUGGGUUGAAUGAUCGUUGCCAGAACGACAUGGGAACAACCUGGACGUACAACCAGGGGGUAAUUCUCGAGGCUCUUGUUGAACUUGACAAAGCAACGCCUGGUGGAUGCUGCUUGGAUGAUGCAAACAGAAUUGCGCAGGCUGUGCUGAAGAACAGAAAUUUGGUCAACGAGCGGGGCAUUCUCCGUGAGCCUUGCGAGACGACUGGCAAACCAUGCGAUGGGGAUCAGAGGUUGUUCAAGGGGAUAUUUACUGACGGGCUGGCAAAGCUACAUAAGAGCAGCCCUCAUCGUAGCUAUCGACAGUUCUUGGAACGAAACGCCGAAGCCUUGUGGCAGAAUGGUUCAAGAGACGGACAGAUCUCUUUGCGUUGGAGCGACCCCUUCAAUGAGACUGAGAUGGAUGUUGGGACUCAGUACUCAGGCCUGGCUGCUCUGGUCGCCGCUGCGUCAGUUCAGUGA